AUGAUCAACGCAGAAGUUGAAUUUGCAAACUCGCUUAUGCAAUAUGAGCACUAUGCCGAAUCUAGCUAUCGUGGUUCUGUCACAGGGCAUUCAUUUAUGCAACGUGAUAGAGAAGAGUGUCAUGACCGAAUGAUGAAAUAUUAUUUCAUCGAGCGUCCAAGAUUUCCUGCUUAUGAUUUUCAGAGGCGGUUUGGGAUGAGGAGAGAGCUUUUUGAAAGCAUGUUGAAUACUACUGCUAUUGAGAACCUGAAGUGCUUCUAUAAGGCAAUUGAAGCUAUAUAUGGGGCCCUUAACUCUGUAAAGCCAAAUUGUGAAGACUUGAAAAGGCUUCUACGCAAGGCAGACAACAAAGGCUUCCCUAUCAUGAUAAGAAGUCUCGAUUGUAUGCAUUGGGAGUGGAAGAAUUGUCCUACUACUUGGGCUGGCCAAUUCAAGGGCCGUCAUAACAAGCCAACCAUCGUGCUUGAGGUUGUGGCAUCUUACGACACAUGGAUUUGGCAUGCAUUCUUCGACACUCCUGGAACAAACAACGAUAUCAACGUUCUUUGGUCUUCUGCUCUGUUUUAUGUUGUCAAUGGAUGGGCACCAGAAUUUCGGUACAAGGUAAAUGGUAAUAGGUAUGAGCUAGGUUACUACAUAACUGAUGAUGAGUACAUCGAAAUUGAAGAACAUUCAAAUGAAGAUGUGGAUGAUGACCAACUAACACAUGCGAGAGCUAUGGCAAGAGAUGUUGAAUAUCUCGCUGCAACCACAUAUGAGACUUGA
Malus domestica (apple) is the source of this 765-nucleotide messenger RNA. RefSeq lists its product as uncharacterized. The record is from RefSeq and is a predicted model, not a curated record. Lineage: Eukaryota; Viridiplantae; Streptophyta; Magnoliopsida; Rosales; Rosaceae.